This is a messenger RNA of Hevea brasiliensis (rubber tree), 1915 nucleotides long. Its product is annotated as pentatricopeptide repeat-containing protein At3g26630, chloroplastic. NCBI's taxonomy places the organism in Eukaryota, Viridiplantae, Streptophyta, Magnoliopsida, Malpighiales, Euphorbiaceae. Gene Ontology annotation, molecular function: protein binding; RNA binding. The coding region runs from base 230 to 1681 and encodes 483 amino acids. The transcript has a single exon. Gene Ontology annotation, biological process: RNA modification. The record is from RefSeq and is a predicted model, not a curated record.
AUAACAAAUGAAUUGGGGCAUUUUAAAGGAAUUAUCGUUUUUGGCUGGUCUUUUGUGAAGUAUAAGUGGUUGUCAGUGGACGACAUGCCGUUGGAAGAUAAGUUGUAAGAAAUAAUUCAAUUCCCGUCAAACCACACUUCAAUUUAUCCAAUUUUCGAAAGGGAAACAACCUGCAGCUGCAGCCUGCAGGAAAUUCUAUUAAUAGCAGCCCAGAAUCCAAGAGACUAUAAUGGUUGCAUGCCUUUCAUGCACUGUCAGCACUCCCUGUAGAAGAACUCCAUUUCUGAGCUCUCGCUGUCCCACCAAUAAGCCUAAGUUUGGUUCUCAGGAAGCUCUCAUCUUAAUUCAAAAGUGCUCUAAUUUCACCCAUCUCAAGCUUAUUCACGCUAAGAUCAUUCGGAAUGACCUUUCUUAUGAUCAAUUGCUUGUUAGAAAAUUGCUUCACUUGUGCUUCUCUUAUGGGAAAAUGGAUUAUGCCACUCUGCUUUUCCAUCGAAUCCCACACCCGCAUACCUUUACUUGGAAUUUCACGAUUAGAGCCUAUACCCAUAAUGGUUACUCUCAACAAGCUAUUCUUCUUUAUAACCUUAUGAUAUGCCGGGGCUUUUCGCCUGAUAAGUUCACUUUUCCCUUCGUUGUCAAAGCUUGCUUGGCCUCUUUUGCUCUUGAUAAAGGAAAGGAGGUUCAUGGAUUUGCUAUUAAAACUGGGUUUUGGAAAGACACUUUUUUGCACAACACUUUGAUGGAUAUUUAUUUCAAGUGCGGGGAUGUGGAUUAUGGGCGUAAAGUGUUUGACAAAAUGCGUGUACGUAGCGUUGUCUCGUGGACCACUUUCGUUGCUGGACUUGUUGCUUGCGGGGAACUGGAUGCUGCUCGUGGGGCUUUCGACCAAAUGCCAAUGAGAAAUGUUGUUUCUUGGACGGCAAUGAUUAAUGGGUAUGUGAAGAACCAACGACCACAGGAGGCGUUUGAACUGUUCUGGAGAAUGCAGCUUUAUAAUGUGAGGCCCAAUGAUUUUACACUGGUUGGCUUGUUAAAAGCAUGUACUGAACUGGGAAGUCUCCAGUUGGGUAGCUGGCUUCAUGACUAUGCUCUGAAAAAUGGAUUCAAACUGGGGGUUUUCCUUGGGACUGCUCUUAUUGACAUGUAUAGCAAAUGUGGUAGUUUGGAGAAUGCCAAGCAAGUAUUUGACCAGAUGCCAAUCAAGAGUUUGGCUACUUGGAAUUCGAUGAUCACUAGCUUGGGGGUGCAUGGGUGGGGAAAGGAGGCCCUUGCUGCUUUUGCAAAGAUGGAGGAGGCAAAUGUUCAACCGGACGCAAUCACUUUUGUAGGUGUUUUAUGUGCUUGUGUGCAGAUAAAUAACGUAGAAGAAGGUGGUAGGUACUUCAAAUAUAUGAAAGAAUGCUAUGGCAUUACACCUGUGUUAGAACAUUAUACUUGCAUGGUUGAACUUUAUACUCGUGCCAACAUGUUGAGUGAGGCUAGUGAAUUAGUGAACUCCAUGCCAAUGAAGCUGAAUGACAGUGCAGAAGCAGUAUUGAUUUGGCCAAGUAUAAUUGAUGGUAUGGCUGAAACGGACAGCUUUUUUGAGCACCAUGGUAAGGAUUUAUACUGCUUUGAAACAGCUACACGCCAAUUGUCCCAAAAUCAGUUUUGGUGCUUCAAGUGGGAUGUUGGUUGACUCAACGGAUCAUUUCUGACCACAUUAUUGUUAUUAAUUGCGAUACAAAAUGAGAAUUUUGUACAAAUAUGUGACAGCUUAUGACAUAUACUAUGCUUUUUAUCUCCAUUACUUGUAACAUUGUUCAUAGCUGAGAACAGCUUAUUCAAGUAGAUAUGACAAAUGGUGUGAAUUUAUAUACAUCAAAUAGUUGUGCAUAAAUUGAUCAUUUAGCCAAAUUCAACAUUAGACAAA